This is a messenger RNA of Fonsecaea nubica, 1221 nucleotides long. RefSeq lists its product as hypothetical. The transcript has 2 exons. The record is from RefSeq and is a predicted model, not a curated record. Lineage: Eukaryota; Fungi; Ascomycota; Eurotiomycetes; Chaetothyriales; Herpotrichiellaceae. Gene Ontology annotation, molecular function: RNA binding; structural constituent of ribosome. Gene Ontology annotation, biological process: translation. Gene Ontology annotation, cellular component: ribosome. Bases 1 to 1221 code for a protein of 406 amino acids.
AUGAGUGUCGCUCGGUCCUCAGAGUGUCUUUUCUGCCUCUUUUCACGAUCCUCUCGCCCAAAGUCCUUUCCUCGCCGCCAGUUUCAUUCCUCCCCCAUCUACCAGAAACGAAAACCGCGGUUCCCUAGUGUGAAGGCAGAGAUCAACCGGGUGGAUCUCAACGCCAAAGCUAGGGAGUUUCCUUCGGUCCAAAAUGGCACCCUUCCUGAGCGAUACUCUCCAGAGCAGCGAGCAGCAAUCGAGGCAGCCCAGAAACUCAUCGAUCUCGACCAACUGCAAACGCAGACUGGCAUGCGGACAGAUCCCUGGAAGCUGAAAUACUACGAUGAGUUGACCAAGAUCGAUCCGGUGGUAGAUAAGCCAGUGCGGGCACCGAUGACCAAUAUCGAUGACAAGUCGAGGCUAAAGACGGAUGAAGAGCUGGAGGACGACUUUGUCAAGUUCAUCAACAAGAUCCCCGAGCCGAAAAAUGAAAACGACUAUGACCAAGAGCUAUGGGAUAAGUUUGACAAGAAUCUCCGCAUGACCGUCGGACGCGAAGAGGCCGAGAGAAAUCCUCCCACUGCACUUGCUCCGGACUUGCCCAGAAUUUCGGAGCCAGCCAAACCCCAGAAAAAGAAAUCUCAAAGAGAUGAGGAAGGGACGGAGAGAAAGGAACGGGCCGUUUCGCCUGCUCUCCUGCAGUUGAUGCAGAUGACAGGAUACAGCGAGAAACAAAUAGCGCAGUUACGGGUCAAGACCCUCAUCUUCCACAGUGUUACGAACCAGACAAGGCUAGGCAAGAUAAGAAAGAUGUACUGUCUAAGCAUAGCCGGAAACGGUCAGGGUCUCAUUGGUAUCGGAGAAGGGAAGUCUCAGGAAAGCUCUGCUGCUCUGGUCCAGAGUCAGUACCGUGCUAUCCGAAAUAUGGUUCCCAUUCUGCGGUACGAAAAUCGCACCAUUUAUGGUGAUCUGAAGGCUAAGGUCAGCGCCACCGAGCUGGAACUCUAUGCAAGACCACCAGGCUUCGGGCUCCGUUGUCAACAGUAUAUUUGGGAGAUUUGCAGAUGUGCGGGAAUCCACGAUCUAUCCGCCCGCGUGACACGAUCGAGGAAUCCUAUGAACACAGUCAAGGCUGCGGUGCAGGCUCUGUUGAGUCAGAAGCACCCCGAGGAUAUCGCAAGGGCUCGAGGCAAGAAGUUGGUGGAUGUUCGCAAAGUGUACUAUGCAGGCCAAACAUAG